AUGCCCUACUCAAUAUCCGUCAACAAGCCCUCCCUGGGAGCUGCCCCUGAAGCUGCAAAGUCCAAGCCUCACAUUGUCAAGAAUCAUGAUGGCAGCAUUGAUCGGUUCCGAAAUCCUCACCCUUCGUACAAGACCGCGUUCCAGCCCUGGCAAUUCCCUAUGAAGGUCAUCAUGGGCCAAUUCGACGGCAGCAUGAGGAUGCCAGCCCCCAAGGGCGAGACGGUGCCGAUCCGGACGCCCACCUUCCUCACCUCGCGGCUCGGGUCGGGGCCCCAGGAGGAGGUGGAGGAGCUGCGGACCACCUGGCUGGGCCACGCGUGCCACUACGUCGAGUUCCCGACGGGGCUGCGCGUGCUGUUCGACCCGGUCAUGGAGGACCGCUGCUCGCCGUUCACCUUCGCGGGGCCCAGGCGGUACACGCGCCGGGCGUGCGGCGUCGCCGACCUGCCCUUCCUCGACGCCGUCUUCAUCUCCCACAGCCACUACGACCACCUGUCGCUGCCCACGCUCCUGGAGAUCAAGGCGAGGUUCCCGGACGCGCACUUCUUCGUCGGCCUGCAGCUGGCGGCCUGGUUCCGCGAGUCGGGCAUCGACAACGUCACGGAGAUGGACUGGUGGGAGGACGCCGAGGUGACUGUGCAGCCGGGGGACGACAGCGCCGCCAACGGCGAGGGAGGAGAGAGCAAGCCGCCCAUCACAGCGACGGUGUCGUGCCUCCCCGCGCAGCACGGCUCAGCCCGCACCCCGUUCGACCACGAGAAGACGCUGUGGUGCUCGUGGGCGGUCAAGUCCGGCACCAAGUCGGUCUACUUCGCGGGCGACACGGGGUACCGCUCGAUACCGGCGGGCGAGGGCGAGGGCGAGGGCGGGAGCGGCAAGGGGGGCGAGGACGCGGCGCACGAGUACGGCGGGCGGCUCGCCCACCUGCCGACGAACCCGGACUUCAGGGAGGUGGGCGCGCUCCGCGGGCCCUUCGACGUCGGCCUCAUCCCCAUCGGCGCGUACCAGCCGCGCCUGCUCAUGUCGCCCAUCCACGCGGGGCCCGCCGACGCCGUCGAGAUCUUCCGCGACACCAGGUGCCGCCGCGCGCUGGGCAUCCACUGGGGCACGUGGGCGCUGACGUCCGAGCCCGUCAUGGAGCCGCCUGAGCGGCUGAAGGAGGCGCUGAAGUGCAGGGGUAUCGCCGAGGAGGGCGUGUUUGAUAUUUGCGAUAUUGGUGAGACGCGGGUGUUCUGA
Molecule: messenger RNA, 1236 nt
Organism: Diaporthe amygdali
Lineage: Eukaryota; Fungi; Ascomycota; Sordariomycetes; Diaporthales; Diaporthaceae
Exons: 2
Coding region: 1-1236 (411 amino acids)
Biological process (GO): N-acylethanolamine metabolic process; N-acylphosphatidylethanolamine metabolic process
Cellular component (GO): cytoplasm; membrane-bounded organelle
Molecular function (GO): N-acylphosphatidylethanolamine-specific phospholipase D activity; zinc ion binding
Source: RefSeq, a predicted model, not a curated record